GUCAGCGUUGGCUUUCAAGAUGGCGGCCCUCAAUAUGUUGGUGUCCGGCUGUGGAAGGCUGCUCCGAGGGCUCCUGGGAGGCCCGGCCGCGAUCAACUGGGCUCGGCCUCCAGCUCGCGGGUUCAGGGAAGUGGUGGAGAUCCAAGAAGAGAAGACGACUAUAAUCGAAGGCCGUAUCACAGGGACCCACCAGGAAAGUCCAAAUCCCCCCAACCCCUCCGGCCAGUGCCCCAUCUGCCGCUGGAACCUGAAGCACAAGUAUGGCCACGAGGAUGUUCUGCUGCUCAGUCAGUUCAUCCGGCCACAUGGGGGCAUGCUGCCCCGAAGGGUCACAGGCCUGUGCCUUGAAGAGCACCGCAAGAUUGAGGAGUGUGUGAAGAUGGCCCACCGAGCAGGUCUGCUCCCAAAUCACAGGCCUAAGCUUCCUGAAGGAUUCAUUCCAAAGAGCAGACCCCGACUCAACAGCCCCUCCCUCCUUCAGCCUGUCCAGCUGCCACUGGAACUGCUCUCUCUGGUUAAAGCAAAGCAAGACACCCUACCCCAACGAACCUCCUAGGCUGAUCCCCAGCAGAACCCAGGCAUGGAGGAUGGGAGACCAGGGAGAUACCAGCCAUGGAUUACUGGGCUGGGGGUACAGGACCAGAGCUGGGUCUUCACUGAUGCCUUUCCAGCACCCUGGCCCCAUGCCCACCUCCACCUGCACCUCCCACAUUGCUAGCUGGGCCAUCUGCCAGCAGCCCUGGGGGAAUGGGACAUAUUAACCUCUUCCUAUCUUUCCCAAAUGUGCUUUAGGACAACCCCCACCCCAACUUGUUAAGAGACAGCAGAAACCUAAGGACACAAUCAUCCUGCCCUCGGGCCUUUGAAGCAGAGCCAGGCUCCCUCCCAUAUAUCCGGUGUCCUUUAACGUGACACAGGAUUGAUGACGUGUGGGGGCUCUUGGGUUGCAAAAGGCCACCCUGGGGAGGAGAGGGAAUCCUGGCUACGAGGGAGGUUGAUUCCUUACAAAGGACUUUAUGAUUCCAUCCAGAGGUCCUUGAGCUGCCAUGUACUGGCCCAGGCUCUGCUCGGCCCUGGGAGCCACACUUCCUCCUUCCCCCACCCCUUCAGGAGAGGUAGGAGGGGAGAGCUCGUUUAGGAAGGAGCCUCGGUCCUUCUUAGAGCUGGAGUGUUCCCUGGGAGCUGACUGGAGGCCCCUGGCCCCCUCCCCUGCCAGUUGGCUGCUCCAUGGGGCACAGGCAUCAGGCCCAGGGCUAACUGAAGCCCAGCUUCCCUGGGGUCUCUCCAGGGCAGCAGGGGAAGAACAGCUUUAGGGCAGCAGCUCUGGAGAAUCUGGUCAACCUCAGGAUCUUCUGACGUCUUCAAACCCAAUGAGCACUUCUUUUGGGGAGCCUGCUCCCACACCCCACCUCUUCACCCACCCCCUCUGAAGACUGGAGAAGUCAGUGUGGGGCCUGCUAGGUGUUCCCCUCCCUUUACCCUUACUCUCCUGCUGUCCCAGCACCACCAGCCAUAGGAGAAGCCAUCCCUGGGGCUGGCCCACUGCACGAGUGCCUCCCUGCUAUGGUGUUGACAGCCACAGUGGACAUGGGGAAGCCCUCUCCUGCCGGCCCACCUCACACUUGGCAUGUAGGCCAGCACCCCCCCCCCCCAGUUUUUUACUUCGUCUCAGAGCUGAGAGCAGAAGACCAAGGUCCAGGGGAGCUCAGUUGAAAUGUAUAAAUCUGCAGUCAUUUUUUCACUCUUAUCUAAAAUUUUUCAGCUGUGGCUAUUAAUUUUAAAACCUCUCAAUUGAGGGUCUCUUAGGGCAGCUGGGUUGAGCCCCGACCUAGUGUGGAGGCAGGGGAGGAUCCUGGUCUUUUCUGUGGCUGAGCUUUCAGGACGAAGGGUGGGCCUCUUUGGACAGAAUCCAGGUCUCAUUCUGGAUGGAGUAAACCCCAGUCCCAGCCGGCAUGAGCCACUUUUCCAGGAACUAUCGGCCCUGCCAUCCCCAAAGGAGGCCAGAGGCCUGUGGGCGGUAGCCAUCUUUCCCCACCCCCUCCCACUUCCAAGAACCUUCCUGGCCUAGGUCUGCACCCAUGGGCCCUUACCCUUGGCUCUCAUCAUGGGUUGGGUGACAGGCAGGGGUCCUCCACCAGGGUUGUCCCUUGAAGGCUGGGGUGGUGUUGGAGUGAGCCAAGUGGGGAAGAGGGAAGGAUUCCUCCAGGCCCUUACAUCAGGCUCUCCUCCUCCCAAGACUGAGGCCAAAUAGGGAUGAUCUGCUCUCUGAGCAGCCUCUUCCUCCACUUCCUCCUCCCCCAGCAGAUACACACAAACACUGACAACUCAUAAAGAUCAAGGGAGCGCGUGGCCUUGGGCUGCCUGACCCUGGCCACACACACUUACGGCAGCAAGAGCCCAGCCCAUCUGUUUACAGCACACUCGGUAGUUGCUCCCAGGAAAAGCCCCUUCUCCUCAAGAAAGAAGAACUGGUGAAAGGGUUUGAUUGGCCAACCGUGGCUUGGGCCUGAGGAGGCCAUGCCCACAGUCCCAGCUGCAGCAUGGGCCACCAGCCCUCACAGCCACCUCCUGGCCCUCCCU
Camelus dromedarius (Arabian camel) is the source of this 2580-nucleotide messenger RNA. It is a transcript of the gene MRPS18A, whose product is annotated as mitochondrial ribosomal protein S18A. Gene Ontology annotation, molecular function: small ribosomal subunit rRNA binding; structural constituent of ribosome. Lineage: Eukaryota; Metazoa; Chordata; Mammalia; Artiodactyla; Camelidae. The coding region runs from base 20 to 556 and encodes 178 amino acids. The transcript has 6 exons. Gene Ontology annotation, cellular component: mitochondrial small ribosomal subunit; ribosome. Gene Ontology annotation, biological process: mitochondrial translation. The record is from RefSeq and is a predicted model, not a curated record.